Molecule: messenger RNA, 341 nt
Organism: Aspergillus fijiensis CBS 313.89
Lineage: Eukaryota; Fungi; Ascomycota; Eurotiomycetes; Eurotiales; Aspergillaceae
Exons: 2
Coding region: 104-280 (58 amino acids)
Source: RefSeq, a predicted model, not a curated record
GUUCAUUCGUCUCUUCCCCCCUUGUCCAUUUUCGCCCUAUCUAGAACCCGACGGGAGUAUGUCAUAGUUCUUCAAUGAAAAUUUUCGCCACUGAUCCGAUGCAAUGGGUAAGAAGAAGAAUAUCAACAACAAAAAGAAGAACAACAACAACAACAAGAACCGACUACCGAUAAACGACAAUCCAAAUUCCAACGAGCAAGCUUCUUCCCUAGCUGAACCCGCCCCGGAGACGGUGGCCGAAGUGAUUGGGAAUGGAGCAACCAUCGAUCCAGUAUGCUGAGCUUCCCAAGUUUGAGUACCAUCAGACACUCGAGCGUCAUUACCAGACCUUCGACCGUCAA